AUGGCACAUGGCGGCGCGGUUGUCAGCAUUGCCGUCUGUCCAGUUGGAGACAGAGGUUCUGGACUGUGGUCAACUCGAGAUGGACAACUUGGCAGCAUGGCGUCGCACUUGUCAGCAUGGCUGUCUGUCUGGUUGGAGUCAGAGGUUGUCGACGGUAGCCAUCUGGGCAUGGAGGCGGUCAACAAGGCGGGCGGUGGUCAACGUGGCAGUUAG
Molecule: messenger RNA, 213 nt
Organism: Acytostelium subglobosum LB1
Lineage: Eukaryota; Evosea; Eumycetozoa; Acytosteliales; Acytosteliaceae
Exons: 1
Coding region: 1-213 (70 amino acids)
Source: RefSeq, a predicted model, not a curated record